This is a messenger RNA of Limulus polyphemus (Atlantic horseshoe crab), 1030 nucleotides long. Its product is annotated as WD repeat and FYVE domain-containing protein 2-like. The coding region runs from base 281 to 1030 and encodes 249 amino acids. Gene Ontology annotation, molecular function: protein binding. The transcript is spliced from 8 exons. Lineage: Eukaryota; Metazoa; Arthropoda; Merostomata; Xiphosura; Limulidae. The record is from RefSeq and is a predicted model, not a curated record.
AUAUUAAGCAGAGUUACUCGAGCUUUUACAAAAGGCUCCAAUCCUCACGACAUAGUUUUAAUUUAUUAGUUUACGCAAUUAAAUGCGCAUUAAUUUUAACUUAUAAACAGUAGUCUUCGCGUCACCGUGAGGUCAUGUGACUGUUAAUUUAUAAGUUACAGUGCUUGAGAAGUUUUAGUUUUCAAGUGACAAGUGAUGUAAUAACUGAUUAUUUUGGGUAGUGUUAGUUUUGAGUAGCAAAGAAAUGAAUUUAUAGCUUGUACAACUACAAGUAAAGAUAAUGGCAGCAGAAAUUAAACCUGUUGGAGGGGCUGUAGAUAAUGUGACAAAUUCUCACAAACCUGAACUUCUGAAUAAGCUGGAGGGGCAUCAAGAUACUGUGAACAUGGCAGCAAUUAUCCCAGGUGAAGAUGGAGUGAUCAGUAUCAGUGAUGACAGGACUGUGAGGAUUUGGUUGAAAAGAGACACAGGACAAUAUUGGCCAAGCAUAUGUCAUUAUAUGCCAUCUGGUGCAACUUGUAUGGAUUAUAAUCCUGAAACCAAAAGACUUUUUGUUGGAAUGGAAAAUGGCUCAAUAUCUGAGUUUCAAGUUGCCGAGGAUUUCAACAGAAUGGCUCAUCAGCGUAAUUAUCUUGCACAUCAAGCCCGUGUGACUGGAGUUGUAUUUUCACUAAUCACUGAAUGGGUACUAAGUGUGGGACGUGACAAAUAUUUUCAGUGGCACUGUUCUGAGUCUGGCCGAAGAUUUGAUGGUUUUCAGUGUAACGCGUGGUGCACAGCUCUUCAAUUUGACAUGCAAUCCAAAUAUGUUUUUAUUGGAGACUACUCGGGACACAUAACUAUGUUGAAAAUAGAAGCUUGUGGUUACAGACCUGUAACGACACUUAAAGGGCAUUCAGGAAGUAUUCGUUGCUUAUCAUGGGAUGCAGAGCGUCAGAUUUUAUUCUCAGGAAGUUUUGAUCAAUCCAUUGUAAUUUGGGACAUAGGUGGUAAACAGGGAACUGCUUAUGAUCUACAAGGGCAUCAGUAA